UUUGAGCAAUAUUUGAUACAUUGAGGAACACAAACUUUGAAAUAUAUGGUUAUGUUCAAAUAUGAUCUCAAAUUAUAAUACAAAUAUAUAAUACAAAUAGUGAAUAAUGGAAGAAAUUCGAAAAUCUCGUGUUAUUCUUGAAGAAUAUGGUAUACCAAAUGCUUCUGAAUAUACACAUUAUCAAUCUCAACAGGAUUGGAAUUUAAGUAAUUUUAAAAAGGAAUUCAAAAUACAAGUUAUGAGAGAAUCUGAAGAUACUAGAGAGCUAGAAUUUGAUUUAAUAGGUUAUCCUGUUGGGUUUGCUAAUGCAUUUCGUAGAGUUCUCUUAAGUGAAGUACCAACCAUGGCUAUAGAAAAAGUUUAUAUUGUGAAUAAUACAAGUCUGAUUCAAGAUGAAGUUUUAGCUCAUAGAUUGGGUUUAAUACCACUUCGAGCUGAUCCAAGAUUAUUUGAAUAUCCUUCUUCUACUGCUAAAGAUCAAGAUGAAGUUAGUGAUCAAGAUACAUUAAGAUAUGAACUUAAAAUAUCAUGUACUUGGAAUUCUCAAGCACCUAAAGAUUCUCGAAGGACAAAUGAUAUGUAUAGAAAUAGCAAUGUAUAUAGUAGAGAUAUUAAAUGGGUUCCUAUUGGACAUCAAGCAGAACUCUAUCCUCGAGGAACAGAACAAUUAAGUGUUUUAGAAAAUGAUAUUUUAAUAUGUAAAAUGCGUCCAGGACAAGAAAUUCAUGCUUUUAUGCAUGCAGUUAAAGGAAUUGGGAAAGAUCAUGCUAAAUUUUCUCCUGUAGCUACAGCAUCAUACAGACUAUUACCAGAUAUACAAAUAAUAAAACCAGUAAAAGGAGAAAUGGCAGAUCGUUUAAAAAAUUGCUUUAGCAUUGGUGUUAUAGAAGUAAUUGAAAAUAAACCUGGUGAUCCAGAUUCUCGUGAAGCAAGAGUAAAAAAUCCUCGUUAUGAUAGCUGUUCUAGAAAUGUGUUUCAGCAUGAAGAUCUCAAAGGAUGUAUACGAUUAAAUAGAAUAAGAAAUCAUAUUAUCUUUACUAUUGAAUCAGUGGGAACAUUAUUACCAUCUGUAUUAUUUGUAGAAGCAAUUAAAAUACUUAAAGGAAAGUGUAAAACAUUUUUAGAAGAACUUGAACAUAUUGGAAAAUAACUAAAAUUAAUAUUAUUUAUAAUUAUAAUAAUAAAUAAAUAAUUAUAUAUAAUAUAUAAUAAUAAUAAAUAAAUUUUAAAUUAA
Apis mellifera (honey bee) is the source of this 1234-nucleotide messenger RNA. It is a transcript of the gene Polr1C, whose product is annotated as DNA-directed RNA polymerases I and III subunit RPAC1. The transcript is spliced from 7 exons. Gene Ontology annotation, molecular function: DNA binding; protein dimerization activity. The record is from RefSeq and is a predicted model, not a curated record. The coding region runs from base 107 to 1150 and encodes 347 amino acids. NCBI's taxonomy places the organism in Eukaryota, Metazoa, Arthropoda, Insecta, Hymenoptera, Apidae. Gene Ontology annotation, cellular component: RNA polymerase III complex; RNA polymerase I complex. Gene Ontology annotation, biological process: DNA-templated transcription.